ACCCGCUCUCACCCCCUUCUCAUCUGAAUAGAAUGAACCGAAAAAGAAAAAAUUUAUGGAAAGCUAUACAAGCGGUGGACCAGCGGAGGCAGCGGCGAGUAUGAAGCCGGCAGUGGUUCAAUGACGAAGAUGGAGGAACAGCCGUCGUGAGGGGCGGCUGGGUGCCUCUCUCUCUCCCCUUGCUAUUGCCACACACACCAGCCAUCUUGCGCACCUUCGUCUUUACCUUCCCCUUCGCGAUGACGCGGCUCUCUGCGCCAUUUUUGGCUGCGCGCCAUCGUCACAUUGGGCAAUUCUUCCGCUAUGGAUGUCGUCGUCUUCCUCAACUGAUUUUGGGUGAUUCAGGUAGGUUGGUUCCUAAAUCAGCAUGAAUGAGGGAUCUUUGGGCGGCGAGAAGUUGCAGCGGGAAUGUAAUUUUGAUUUGAACGUCGAGGUGUGCGAAGAUGUCAAGGAAACCUGCGUCAAUGUUGCCAAUGGGAAUGGUAUUUAUGAGGCAACUGUCAUAUCGGGUAAGAUGGGUCAGCUCCAAAGAGACAUGACAAAUCUUAAUCAGAGAUCUAUGGAAGUUGAUGAUGUUCGUAGUGAUUUGAAUGAUGUUUCCAAAGAUUCCACGCCAAAGGAUGUUCCUGUAACUGUAAUAUCUGGUCAUGAACAGUCCAAAAUUUUUCAGGCAAAGUUGCAAUUACCCUCUUCUUCCCAAGAUUUAAAUUCAGACGAUGUUCAUGUUCUUGAAGUCUUUUCUAUUUAUGCUUGUUUAAGGUCAUUCAAUACUUUAUUAAUUUUGAGUCCAUUUACGUUGGAGGAUCUUGUAGCUGCUUUGAAGUCCAAAAUUCUAAGUAUAUUAUUUGAUAGCAUUCAUGUUUCUAUUUUGGAAACUCUGAAAAAGCAUUUGGAAUACCUUUCCAAUGAAGGAAUCUUAAUUGAGAUUUUCUGGACAUUGUCACAUGACCUAUUUUCAUGGCCGAGUAUCUUUUGAUUCAUGGUUUACGAUUUAAAACUAGCUUUAAUCUUAACUACUCAAAUUUCACAGCUGAGACUACUACAACCAACCUGUGAAUGGGAAGGUUUGGAUUCUUCGGUACUUUAGUUCUUGAGUCUCUUUACUUUUGUCUAUAUUUUAUUGUUAUUUUUAUCUUUUUUUUUGUUAUUUUUUAUGUUUUUUUGCAGAGUUGGAGUCUGAGAGCAGAAGCCUUGUUUGUUCUUUAGAAUGAAAAUCCAACAUUGCUCAUUAGUGGCUCUCACUAAUUAAUGUGUUAUCAUUAUUAUUUAUUUUUAGGAAAAGUAUAGGUAGACAAUGAAAAUAUUAAACAAUAUG
Molecule: messenger RNA, 1315 nt
Organism: Arachis duranensis
Lineage: Eukaryota; Viridiplantae; Streptophyta; Magnoliopsida; Fabales; Fabaceae
Exons: 2
Coding region: 368-976 (202 amino acids)
Source: RefSeq, a predicted model, not a curated record